Messenger RNA from Rotaria sordida, 2133 nucleotides. NCBI's taxonomy places the organism in Eukaryota, Metazoa, Rotifera, Eurotatoria, Philodinida, Philodinidae. The record is from the annotation of a GenBank genome assembly.
AUGGCAGCAUCAUCAUCAUUGAUUGCAAGUAUGGAUGGUGGUGGUGGUGGUGGUGGUUUAAAUGCUAGUGGAACAGGUGGUGUGGAAAUUGCUAAAGCUUUAUCUAGUAUGCAAAUACGUAAUGAACAAUUUCGUAAUUUAUAUGAAGAACUUAAAAAAGAAUAUUCAACAUUAUCCAAUGCAUAUGCUGAUUGUCAACGAACAUUAGAAAAAUCUACUGAAGAUAAUCGUCAAAUGCAAGAAAAAUUUAAAAAUUUACUUGAUAAAUUACAAAUGGACAAUCGAAAAAAACAAAUACAAAUUGAAGAAAUGAAAACACAGUUACUUGACAAUAGUAAAAUUGAUCAAAUUCGUGAUCGUUUAUCUUCGGAAGUUGAAGGUCCAUAUAAAUUAGCAUUAUCACAAUUAGGCAAUCAAUUAGAACAAACAAAAGCUGAAUUAACAAAAGUUCGUUUUGAAUUAAAUGCACGAAUAAAAGAACAUGCUUCAGAAUUAUCUCAACGAGAUCAAAUAGCAAAUGAAAUAGAAUUAAAAACUGAAAAAGAAUUAGGAGCAUUAAGAAAAGAACGUGAUCUUCUUCAACAACAUAUUCGUCAAGAAAAUCAAAAAGAUACAAAUAUUGAACAAAAUCGUUCAAGAGAAAUAACACAAUUAAAAGCAAAAGUUGAACAAUUUACUCAAGAAUUAAAUGAAGCAAGAGAAGUUAAACUUCAUGCUGAACAAAUAGCUGCAACUGCACAAAGAGAAUUAUUAAAAGAACGUUCUUUAUCUAAAACAAAUUUUUCUCUUGUUGAGAAUGAACGUGAUUCAUUAAAACAACAAUUAACAACAAUUCAUCAAGAAUUAACAUCUAUUAGUGAACAAUUAACAACAGCUAAUAGACAAUUACAUGAAAAAGAUUUUCGAAUUGCACAAAUAAAUACCGAAUAUGAAAAUAUUCAACAUCAAUUUAAAGUUGAAGUUGCUAAUCAUAAAAUUGAUUUAGCUAAAACACAAAGACAACAUUUACAACAACAAGAACAAUUAAAAUUUCAUAUUCAAGAACUUGAAGAAAAAAUUGCAGCUUUAACUUCUGAUAAAUCGAAAUUAAAAUUAAAUAUUCAAGAAAAAGAACAUAAUUUACUUACAAGUAUUCAAGCAGCAAGAGAAGAUGAAUGGAAAAAUAUUAGUGAAAUAACUAAUGAAAAACUUAAUUUAGAAGCUGAUUUAAAUAUCUUAAAAAAAUCUAAUAAUGAGCGAGAAAAACAAUAUGAUAUUGAGCGUGAUCGUUUAUAUGAACAAAUAAGAAGUUUAGAAAAAACUCGUGAUGAAUUAACAAAAGAAAAUACAUAUUUAAAUACAAAUAUUAAACAAAUGAAGGAUUGUCAACAUGAAUUGGAACGUGAACAAGAAAAAUCUCGAGAACUCUAUAGAAAAUGUGUUAAACUUGAAACUCUACUUUCUUCAACUAAUGGAAUUGAACAAGAAUUAACAGAAAUAAAUUUAAAAUUAAAAAAUGAAUUAAAUCAAUUAAUGAAUGAACGUCAUUCGAAUAAACAAGAACUUCAACAGAUGAAUAGUCAAUGUACAACAACAAUUGAUAAUGCUCGUCGAGCAUUUUUUAAUGAAAGAAAAGAAAUGGAAAUGAAAAUUGAACAAUUAGUUGAACAAUUAAAAAAAUAUAAAACAAAAAUGAUUGAAGUAGAAAGAGAAAAAAAAGAACAUCGAUUAAGAUAUCGAAAUGUUUCACAAAAAUUAAUUGAAAAAAGUCAAUUAAUUGAAGCAAAACUUAAUGAAAUUAAACAAAAAGAAUUAAGUUUACAAAAUGUUGUUAGUGUUCAAACACAUAAUCGUGUAAAACGACAAUUAUCUCAAUUAUUAAAAAAACAUUCACAAUUUCAAACACUUCUCGAUACAAAUAAUAUAAAUCGACCAUCGGUACAAUCAGAUGAUAAAUAUGAUCUUAAUUCUAUGUUAACUCGUUUGGAUCGUUUAUCACAUGAACAAAAUCAUCAAUUAAAUGAUUUUAUUCCAACGAAAGGAACUUCAUUAACUCUUUCAAAUCGCUUUGAACCAAAUUUAACUCAAAGUGGAAUAUUAUCUUCUUCACCAGAUAAACGAAAAAUAAUUCGAUUCGAAGAAGAAAAUCAAUAA